AGCAAGUCUAAUACAACGACCGCAUACCAAAAUGGCGUCGAAGCCCAGAAAGAAACUAUACAAGAUACAGAAACAUCAUUAAAUCGUGUGUUGCACUUUACCUCUGAAGAUAGUAAUAUUUUGAAAAUGACAAAUGUUCAAGACAUUCAUUCAACAAAAAGAGCAAGUGUACCAUGGCGCACAAAAGAAAAUAGUUUAGAAGUAAAACACUGGAGAAAAUUAAGACCAGAAGAAAAGGCUACAAAGAUUACAAGUUCUCUGGAGGAUUCAAAUAUUCUUCAUCUUGAUCGCGAUGUCUCUACUUCUGAAAGUAAAAGUUUGCAUAAACAAAGAAUUGAAAGAAAACAUGACAAAGAUAUUUACUCUAAAGAAGAACCCAUACCUUGGAUAAAAGAAGCAAUACAAUUAAAACCUACAAAGGUUGAAAAGAUCCCAAAUCGUAAAGAAAAAUUGGAGGAAGUAACUUUAAAACCGUUGAAUAAAACAUUUAACCAAGUAGAAACAUUGUUAAUUGAUGAAAGUUUGACGUCUGAAGAAGAAACAGUAGUUUUAAAAAUAGCAAAUGAAAUAUCAAUUACUGAUAGGCAGAAGGACGAACAAGAUCAACAAAUAGAAGAUUUAAAACCAGAUUCGAUACAAAAAGUAUUAAAAACGGAUAAGGAGGAAGAUAAGCCGCAGAAGGUAUCAUGGAGGACAGGAAAACGGAAACCGAAAGAAGAACAAAAAGUAGAAGAGGUGGUCCUUAAACCGGUUCAAAAACCAAAGCCUACUGAGAAAGAAGAAAAACCGGAGGAAGUACAGCUAAAACCAUUCAAGAAGGAAAAGCCUUUUGACGAAGACAAACCGGAAGAGGUGUCAUGGAGUACAGGUACAAGGAAAUCAAAGGAAGAACAACCAGUGGAAGAAGUGGUUCUUAAACCAGUUCCAAGACAAAAACAGCCUGACGAAGAUAAAACUGAAGAAGUAAAGCUGAAACCAGUAAAGAAAAUAAAGCCUAUUGAGGAAGACAAACCGGAAGAGGUGUCAUGGAGGACAGGUAAAAGGAAACCAAAGGAAGAACAAACAGUGGAAGAAGUGAUUCUUAAACCAGUUCCAAGACAAAAACAACCUGACGAAGAUAAACCUGAAGAAGUACAGCUGAAACCAGUGAAGAAAGAAAAGCCUAUCGAGGAAGACAAAACAGAGGAGGUGUCCCUGAAAACAGGAAAAAGAAAACCGAAAGAAGAACAACCAGUAGAAGAGGUGGUCCUUAAACCGGUUCCAAAACAAAAGCCUACUGAGAAGGAAGAAAUACCUGAGGAGGUACAGCUGAAACCAGUAAAGAAAAUAAAGCCUAUUGAGGAAGACAAACCGGAAGAGGUGUCAUGGAGGACAGGUAAAAAGAAACCAAAGGAAGAACAACCAGUGGAAGAAGUGGUACUUAAACCAGUUUCAAGACAAAAACAACCUGACGAAGAUAAACCUGAAAAAGUACAGCUGAAACCAGUGAAGAAAGAAAAGCCUAUCGAGGAAGACAAACCAGAGGAGGUGUCACUGAAAACAGGAAAAAGAAAACCGAAAGAAGAACAACCAGUGGACGAGGUGGUCCUUAAACCGGUUCCAAAACAAAAGCCUACUGAGGAGGACGAAAAACCUGAGGAGGUACAGCUAAAACCAGUUAAGAAAGAAAAGCCUAUUGAGGAAGACAAACCAGAAGAGGUGUCAUGGAGGACAGGUAAAAGGAAACCAAAGGAAGAACAACCAGUGGAAGAAGUGGUCCUUAAACCAGUUCCAAAACAAAAGCCUACUGAGAAGGAAGAAAAAUCUGAGGAGGUACUGCUAAAACCAGUAAAGAAAGAAAAGCCUAUUGAGGAAGACAAACCGGAAGAGGUGUCAUGGAGGACAGGUAAAAGGAAACCAAAGGAAGAACAACCAGUGGAAGAAGUGGUCCUUAAACCUGUUCCAAGACAAAAACAGCCUGACGAAUAUAAACCUGAAGAAGUACAGCUGAAACCAGUGAAGAAAGAAAAGCCUAUUGAGGAUGACAAACCGAAAGAGGUGUCAUGGAGGACAGGUAAACGGAAACCAAAGGAAGAACAACCAGUGGAAGAAGUGGUUCUCAAACCAGUUCCAAGACAAAAACAACCUGACGAAGAUAAACCUGAAGAAGUACAGCUGAAACCAGUGAAGAAAGAAAAGCCUAUCGAGGAAGACAAACCAGAGGAGGUGUCACUGAAAACAGGAAAAAGGAAACCGAAAGAAGAACAACCAGCGGAAGAGGUGGUCCUUAAACCGGUUCCAAAACAAAAGCCUACUGAGGAGGACGAAAAACCUGAGGAGGUACAGCUAAAACCAGUGAAGAAAGAAAAGCAUAUCGAGGAAGAAAAACCAGAAGAGGUGUCCCUGAAAACAGGAAAAAGAAAACCGAAAGAAGAACAACCAGUGGAAGAAGUGGUACUUAAACCGGUUCCAAAACAAAAGCCUACUGAGAAGGAAGAAAAACCUGAGGAGGUACAGCUAAAACAAGUAAAGAAAGAAAAGCCUAUUGAGGAAGACAAACCAGAAGAGGUGUCAUGGAGGACAGGUAAAAGGAAACCAAAGGAAGAACAACCAGUGGAAGAAGUUGUCCUUAAACCAGUUCAAAAACAAAAGCCUACUGAGAAGGAAGAAAAACCUGAGGAGGUACAGCUAAAACCAGUAAAGAAAGAAAAGCCUAUUGAAGAAGACAAACCGGAAGAGGUGUCAUGGAGGACAGGUAAAAGGAAACCAAAGGAAGAACAACCAGUGGAAGAAGUGGUUCUUAAACCAGUUCCAAGACAAAAACAACGUGACGAAGAUAAACCUGAAGAAGUACAGCUGAAACCCGUGAAGAAAGAAAAGCCUAUCGAGGAAGACAAACCACAGGAGGUGUCCCUGAAAACAGGAAAAAGAAAACCGAAAGAAGAACAACCAGUGGAAGAAGUGGUCCUUAAACCGGUUCCAAAACAAAAGCCUACUGAGGAGGACGAAAAACCUGAGGAGGUACAGCUAAAACCAGUGAAGAAAGAAAAGCCUAUUGAGGAAGACAAACCGGAAGAGGUGUCAUGGAGGACAGGUAAAAGGAAACCAAAGGAAGAACAACCAGUGGAAGAAGUGGUUCUUAAACCAGUUCCAAGACAAAAACAACCUGACGAAGAUAAACCUGAAGAAGUACAGCUGAAACCAGUGAAGAAAGAAAAGCCUAUCGAGGAAGACAAACCACAGGAGGUGUCCCUGAAAACAGGAAAAAGAAAACCGAAAGAAGAACAACCAGUGGAAGAAGUGGUCCUUAAACCGAUUCCAAAACAAAAGCCUACUGAGGAGGACGAAAAACCUGAGGAGGUACAGCUAAAACCAGUGAAGAAAGAAAAGCAUAUCGAGGAAGAAAAACCAGAAGAGGUGUCCCUGAAAACAGGAAAAAGAAAACCGAAAGAAGAACAACCAGUGGAAGAGGUGGUACUUAAACCGGUUCCAAAACAAAAGCCUACUGAGAAGGAAGAAAAACCUGAGGAGGUACAGCUAAAACCAGUAAAGAAAGAAAAGCCUAUUGAGGAAGACAGACAGGUAGAGGUGUCAUGGAGGACAGGUAAAAGGAAACCAAAGGAAGAACAACCAGUGGAAGAAGUGGUUCUUAAACCAGUUCCAAGACAAAAACAACCUGACGAAGAUAAACCUGAAGAAGUACAGCUGAAACCCGUGAAGAAAGAAAAGCCUAUCGAGGAAGACAAACCAGAGGAGGUGUCUCGGCAAACAGGAAAAAGAAAACCGAAAGAAGAACAACCAGUGGAAGAAGUGGUCCUUAAACCCGUUCCAAAACAAAAGCCAACUGAGAAGGACGAAAAACCUGAAGAGAUACAGCUACAACCAGUAAAGAAAGAAAAGCCUGUUGAGGAAGACAAACCAAAAGAGGUGUCAUGGAGGACAGGUAAAAGGAAACCAAAGGAAGAACAACCAGUUGAAGAAGUGGUCCUUAAACCAGUUCCAAGACAAAAACAACCUCACGAAGAUAAACCUGAAGAAGUACAGCUGAAACCAGUGAAGAAAGAAAAGCCUAUCGAUGAAGAAGAUAAACCAGAGAAAUCAGACCAAAAAUCAGUUAAAAAAGAAAAGACUGAAGAAGUUACGAUAAAGGAAGUGGAAAAAUCUGUCGAAACAAUGGCCCUUAAAACAAUUUCCAAAGAAGAUAUUCUUGAAGAAACUGGGCCCAUAAUAAUUCAACCUAUUAAAGCUGCUAUUGUCAAAGAAAAUGAUACUUUUGAGUUCAUCGUCAUGUUUAAGCCGAAUAUCGUUAAUAAAAUCUCAUGGUCAUUUAAUAAUAAGAUAAUCAAAAAUGAUGAGGAAUUUAAAAUUUUAACUGAACCUGGAAAAUCAAUUUUGAUUGUGCAAACUGCAAACAAAACGAAGAUUGGUAAAUACGAAGUCCUUAUAGAAAAUAAGGAUAUGGUGGUUAAAAGUGCGUCUACUCUUAAGUUGAAGAAAGUUUCCGAUACUGAAAAUAUAACACCACCUGUAUUUACAAGACCUCUACAACCCAAACAUGUUGCAUUGGGUGACAUAAUUCUCUUAGAAACUGAAGUAAUUUCAAAUCCUUGUGCAUCUUUUCAAUGGUUUUUGGGGAAUAAAGAAGUCAUUAGUUACGUUAAAGAAAGUAAAAUUAAAAACAUGUAUAUAACUAGCAAUGACAAUAUCUCUUGUCUUUGCAUUGAAGAUUCUACAAGAGAUGUACCUGAUAUUAUUACAUGUAGAGCUGAAAAUUUUGCUGGAUCUGUUUCUUGUUCAGCACAAAUAAACGUUGUGGAUGAAAAUGUUAAAGCUUCUGGAGUCGGACCUAAAUUUUUAACAAAUUUGAGCCCAACAACAGUCAUGGACGGUGAACCAAUUUUAUUAAAAUGUGUAGUAAUUGGACAACCCUGGCCAAAAAUUGACUGGUAUCACAACGGGAAGCUUCUUGAAGUUGCGAGAGACGUCACUAUUGGUAGACAAGAAUCAGGGUUAUGCCAAUUAUUUAUUAAGGAAGCAUUUCCAGAAAUGACCGGAAAUUAUGAAUGUGUAGCAACCAAUAAAUUUGGACAGUGUAUUAGUAACUGUAUAGUGAAUGUAGAAGCAUAUGAAUAUGUACCAAGUGCAUCUGAAGAGGAUAUAUUAAGUGAUGAGAAAACCAGCGACCUUGAAGAAUUUGCUCCUAAAAUUGUGAAGGCACUUCCCGCGGUCGUGAAAACCAAUGAAGGAGAAUUAACUAGGCUUGAAGCUAAGGCUAUUGGUAUUCCAAAGCCUCAAAUAAGGUGGUUAAAGCAAGGUGUAGAAAUAAAAGAAUCACAAGAAUAUCAAAUCGAAGAAUUGGACGAUGGCACUUCUAUUCUUAUAAUACCGGAAGUUUAUCAAGACGAUAUGGGUGAAAUCACAUUUGAGGCAUACAAUCCACUUGGUGUAUCUUCAACAGUAGCUGCAUUAUCUGUUGAAAGUCUUGUUGGAACCAAAGCAUAUAGAAAGCCUGAAUGGGUUUCUCAUAUGGAAGAAUUACAAGAGGCUUUAAAAGCAACACAGGCGGUCCCGUAUUUCGUGCGUAACUUAAUAUCAGAACGGGUUCUAGAUGGAGAAACGGUAACUUUUGAGGCCGUUUACAGUGGAAACCCAAAACCCGAAAUCAUUUGGUACAAAGACAACAAAGUCAUUAAAAGUAACAACUAUUUCCAAAUUGAAACUAAGGAUAAUAUAACAAUUUGUAAAAUUAAAAAAGCAUCGAAGAAGUUACAAGGCUGCUAUGAGUGUAAAGCUAUCAGUGAUAUUGGGAUGGCAAUAACAAAAGCUGAAUUACAAAUAUUUGAAGCAGAAGAAACGUUCGAGAAGGUUGAAAAGAAAAGAGUGAAAUCUUUGAAACAAGACGUUGUUGACGAAAAAACUGCUUUAACGUCUUCAGAAGAUGCUUCAAUAGCGAUAGUAGAAACUACGUUAGACGUAUUAGGAACAGCGCAACCUCUCAUAAAAGCUUCUGAAAAACGAAAACCGAACGUUUUGGUUAAUGAAAUGACCUCUGUAGAAACAGUAGACAUGGCUUCUUUUAAGAAAACUGAUCAAAAAUAUACAAUGUCAACCGCAGAGUUGGAGAAUAUUGAACCGAUUAUCACACCCAACCAGUAUUUGGUCUCUUCGCAGCAAGAAACCAAUGAAAUGGUUCAAACUUUUGAAAAAAUAACACAUGAAUUACACAAAGGUAUUGCUAGAAGGGAUUCCGAUUCACGGAUGGUUGCGGAGGUAAAUGAAUUAUUAGAAGUAAUAAAUGCUAAAGAAUUUGGUCCAGGGGAAUCUCCUUUACGAGAAUUAGCGACAAUUGGGUACCUUCUUAGAAAUGGUAUCACCGUGGAAGAAAUAGAAAAUCUGUAUGAUUCUGAACACUUUCCGUCUUUGCGGAUUCCGCAGUCACAAUCUGCGCUAGUACAGUUGGUAGAGAGGCAAGGACAUGGUGCCCUUAUAACAGAAGUGUUAACUGAAGAAACUGCUCAAACGGAAGAUAUUAUUGGAGCGAAGGUUGGCUUUAAAGCUUUUAUGAAAUUGGUGGAAAUGAAACAUACAUCAGUUGAAGAGGUAAUAGCACACCUUUACCCCGAAGAUUUUACUCCUCGUGCCUGGGAAGAAAAAGGAGCGCGCGAGAUCGUUGUUGAGUCUACACCUAAGGACGUAGCCCAAGUACAUUCAACUACAAUACACAAAGAUAAGACAACAACUUUAGAGCAAAAUAAAAAAGAUGAAAUCAAACAAGUAAAACGCAAAAAACACACUAGACAGACUGAAAUAUCUGUUGAAGAGUCCACUGGAAAAACAAAAAAAUCAAUGAGUAAAAAGUUUUCCCGAGAAGACACCGGUGACUUGGAAGAAGAAACAGUACACAGUAUGGAUACUGAACUUUUUAAGUCCAUUAAAACUGUACCCAUUGAUUUAUCUGAUAGUAGAAUUGAAGUAGUUUCAUCCAGCCAAGCAUUGAACAUAGUCCCAGAAGAAACAAAACAGAUACAAAAAGCUACUAUUAAGUUUGAUACAAACCAAUCGCUUAUAAGUGAUAUGCAACAUUCACAAGAACGUGAAGGACCAUUGCAAAUUGUUGAAAAAUCAGAAAUUCGUAUUAAAUCAUCUGUUAUUGAAGCUGAACCAUUACAAAUCAGUGAAACCAAUAUGCAAGACGCAGUUGAGGUAUGUAUCACUAAUAGUGAUAAUAAAGAAAGUAUUAAAAAUACUAUAAUAGUACAAUCAGAAAGUUUAGAAAUGGCAGAAGUUAUUCCAAAUAUAUCACUUGGUAAAAUUGACAAACAUAAACAAAAUGAGGAGAAAGCCAAAACUUCUCUUAUUUUAAAAGAUGCUAUUAAGGUUUCCGAGCAAUACGUUCCUGUAAAAGAAGACGUGUUAGAAGAACCUCAAAUAAAACAUACAGUUGCGGCGGUUACCGUUUCACCAUUGACAGGAAUAAAUAUAGAAGAAACCAUGUCGGAAUAUAAAGAACAUGAUUUUAUUUGUAAAGUUUCUGAUAAGGAAAUAACUCCUACACCUAAUUUUAAAUUGUUAAAAUCUAUUGAAGUAGGUGAAGUAUUUGUAGAGGAUAAAUCUGGAAAGUACUAUCCUGAACUGAUUGUACCUACCGAAAUGGCCAACGAAGAUGUUAUUGUUUCUAACGAAAUCUCUACAAUAAUACUGAAUCUUCAGGAAAAAGAAGGUUUAUUCGAUUCUCCCAAAGUUCCAGGUACCCAAGAAGCUAGAAUUAAUGUGGUAUAUAAAGAUAGCAUAGAAGUUGCGGCAAAUAUAUUACAUGAAAAAGAAGGGAUAGUUCCAAAGAAUGAAUGGCAUGCAAAAGCUCAGGUAGAUGGAGAUUUCCAGACCCAUCAAAGUCUAUGUAACUUUAUGCCGGAAACUCACAUCAAAGAAGCUGUACUUAGUCAAGACGAAUGCACGAAAAAGAAAGCAAAUAUAAGUUUUAAUGAACAUCAGCAUACAUUUAACUUUGAGGCACAAAUACAUGAAACGGAACAUAAUUUAAAACAAGACAGUGCUGUUGAUAAGGAGUAUGCGCAUAUUCAGGUAGGCACAUUAGAUAAAAAUCUAACUGAAGAAAUUCAAAUUCAUGAACGAGAAAACAAACUACAUUUAAGGGAUGAAAAAACAUCGGUUACAGCAAAUAUUGAUAUGAAUUUAGCUGAACCAAUUAUUAUGUCUGAAACAAUUGAAAUAACCUCAAUGAAAGAUCUUGUUCCUUCAGAAAAUAAAAUUAAUGAAAGUGCAAUUGAAACGUUGAUAACGCAAAAAGAAAAAACAAUUUCUUCUACUUUCAUUCAUGACCAAGGAGUUGAAGAGAUGUAUGCUUAUACAAAACCUGAAAAUGCGGGUGUAUCCUUGUCUCCCAAUACUUCUUUAUCCAUAAGUGAAACGGAAAUUGCUGAUUCAGCUGGAAAAUUGCACAUUAAAAGAAGCCCCGAUUUAUUACAUGCAAAUCCAACACUGACUCAUAAUUUGAAAUCGCCAUUAUCUGAGAUAGUCACUACAGUCAAUCAAGUUAAAAGCCUUGAUUAUUUACAAGAAAAGCAAGAUACCGCAGAAAAAAAUAGAGAUGUAUACAAUGAGCUACAUAUUUCACAGGCUGUAGUAGAAGAGCAAACACAAGACUUUGUUGCUAUUAAAAUUCCUAAGACUGAAGCUAAAAGUAGUUUAACUGAAAACGAAGGGGUAUUAAUAAGUGAAACAGUAGCAAAUUCGGAAUUCGAACCCUUUAAAGUUGAUACAGUUUCAAAUAAAAAUGCAGUUGUAACACUAGAUGUCAAUCAAAAAGUGCCAAUUACUUCUGAAGUAAGUGCGCGAGAUAUUUUAGAUACCUUGACUAUAAUAAAACCACAAACAGAAGAUGUAAAUAUAAAAUCUAAUAACUUAAAAUCCCUAACGAUAUCUGAAAAUGCACCUUUAGAUAGUCAAGGCAUUUUAGAGGAAUAUUUAAAACCAGAUCAAAAGUCUAUUAUAGCGGACGUAAUUUUAAUAAAUGAUACUAUUCAAGUAGUUGAAACUAUAGGAGGUGAGAAAGAAGACGAAUAUAAAAUUGGUGAUUCCCCUAAAACUUGCAUGGCUUCGACAGAUAUACUUAGUCAUCCCGUGGCAAUUUCUUUAGAGCAUGAAUUAACAGAUUCUACUGCAACUUUCACGAGUGAAGAGACUUCGCAUCCUUCAUAUAGAAACGCUUCACUUUAUAAUAUAUUACAGACGGAAUUGUCUGUUACUGCCACUGUUUGUAAUGAAAAAGAAAGUGACCUUAUUAGUAAAACGCUUAAUUUAACUAAAGCUAUACCAAAUUUGCCAGAAAAUGAAGCUAUUCUUAUCGAGGAAAGUAAUUCUGAAGUUGUACCUGAAUCUUUUAAUAUACAGAAAACACUUACUGUCAAAGCAAAUCCCGAUUCUGUAAUAAACGAGGCGUUAACACAACAAGAAAUUUUAGUAAAUACACUGGAAGGGUCAUUUAGUAACGAACUUAGUAAAACAGUGAAACCUAUUGUAAGUAUUAAUGCUUUUAAAGUGCCAGCAUAUGACCAAAAUAUAGUUAUAGAAAAUGAAAAUGUACUUUUGAAACCACAUAUCCCUGAUGAACAUAAGGCAGCUGUAUUGUUUAAUCAGCAUCAUGAGGUUGUUACUUCUGAAAUACUAUCACAAACGGACAAUUUAAAAGAUUCUGAUGAUUUUCAUAUUCCUAAAACAAAAGCUAUCGAGAAAGUAGAUAUAUAUGGAAAGAUAGCUAAAACUGAAGAAAUUAUGAUAAGUCAAACACCUGAAGAGUUCUCAAAAAGUAAAUUUGUAUUACAACGCCCUACUUUAACCUCUGUGUCUGCAUAUUCUUUACAAAACACACAAACGAUAGCGGCUGAUAGUGAGGUAUCUAUUACAAAUAAAAAAUUUGUUGAAAGUGUUGCAACCUCACAUAUUACUCAGAUUGAAGCUUUGAUAACUAGUUCUGCAAAUAUAAUCGAAGAAGAAGUUAAAUUCGAAGGUAAACCACCUGAACUUCUUAGUCAAGAAGCGAAUGUUGGUUUUGUUCCAUUAUGUGGAACUGUUAAUACUGAAGUAGUGUCUUCAGACAUGAUGGAUAAGUUAACCGAAAAACUGCCAAUUUCAAGUAUAGCUUCCCUAAAACAAGACGAACAUUGUCAAUAUUUACAAGGUUUGGAAGUUUUUCCAGUCCUCAAAGAAGAAGAACUUGUACUUAAUAAAAAUAUUGUUCCACAAGAUAUUAAAACAAGUCUUGUAGAGUCUGCUGCAAAAGAAAUUACGGAGGUAAAAACAAAUGAAAAAGAAAAUAUAAUAUCAAGUAACGAAAACACUGACGUAUUCAAAAAGAAAGCAAUUAUAUCUGUGAAACCCCAACAAUCUUUAAUUAAUGAAGAAGUAAUUACCCAAGAUAACAGUAAAGACCUAUAUGUUCCAGAAAAAACAAAAGAAUGUGCUGUGCCUACACAAGACUUGCAACAAGCUGUAGAAAAGUUGGAACCCUUUAUCAUAGAAUCAGAAAAUAUAUACCAAUCGGUUGAAACUAGUGCUAAGAAAACAAAGCCAGAAGUUGAGGAGCAAAAGUCACUAAAUGUAACUGAAGCUAUCUCGACAGAGUCAAGUUCUAUUCUCAAGAAUAUUGAAUUGCCACGGCAGGAAACUUGCCAACCGUUGGAAUUAGUUGUCAAUACCGAAUUAAAAAUCAAUGAAACAAUGCAUAAUGAACGGGAAGAGGUUUUAUUUACUAAUGAAAAUUUAAAAACAAACGUUGCUAGUAUUGAUGUCCAGCCACAUCAGAGCCUAAGAGUAAAUCAGCAAAUUGUAGCAGAAAAAGAAGAUUCACUAAGUUUGAAUCAAUUGCCAGGAACCAUAGUAAAUACUAUUACUGUAAGACCACAUAAACAUCUAAAUAUAGACAUAUGUGAUAUAUCAGAGUCAGAAAAAAACAUUCCUAAAAUAGAGCCUGCUAAAGAAAUUCAAAGUGAUGUUAGUAUAGAAACUUUUAAACCAAUAACAGUUUCUAACAUUGACACCCAAGAACAACAUGAAUAUUUCAAAGUUACUGAUUCUUCUAAGUUAAAAAAUGCUGACAUUAAAUUAGAUGUUGAUGAACACCUUAAUGUUACUGAAAUUGUUCCUACAGAGCAAGAAUCUUUUCUCAGAGAAAAAAUAUUGGAAAGGGGCAAUCAAUUGUCUUUAAACAUAGAAAUGUCAAAGCAUGUAAUAGUAUCUGAAACAAAGACGAUAGAAGCUGAAGAUAAUGAUCUAAAUAUUAUACAUCAACCUCAGCAAACGGUGACGUCUACUUACGAAACAUCGUCUCCAAUUGAGGUUCAAGAAGUUGAAGUUAAACAAUCAGAACAAAGUAUGAAUGCGUCAAACAUAAGACACUUGGUUAAACCUAAUUUAAUAUUGGAUUGUCAACAACAUGUAAUAGUAAGUGAUGUAUGUGCCAAGGAGAAGGAACAAAUUUUGAAAAUUGAAACGAUGCCAAGUAAUGAAAAUCAAUCAGUAAAUUUUGUUACGUCUUCUUACCUUACCAGCACACAAAAUAUUCCUCUAGAGGUUUCUUCCAAAAUUAUUUCCAAGGACUUUAAUAAUAUUGAACAUGCUAAUUUGACGCACUCCUUUUCUCAAAGUAUUCACGCUGAGCAACCCAAUGUAAUUAAUUCUCUUGUAGACAUUGUUACGGCGGAAGUACCUGAGAAAAUUGUUGUUAAAGAAACGUUUGUGAGCUCAAAUACAAUACAGCAAUCUGACAUUAUCACACAAGAAGAUUUUGUAGAGUUACCAAAUUAUACUCAAACAUGCGUUAACGCCAGACCUACUCAGGUUUUUGAAAAAAAUAUACCAGAAACAAUAUUAUCACAAGUGAUGGAAAAUACCGAAAUUUUAGGUCAAAUGGCAUCGGCUUCGAAAAAUUUAGCCCAGUGUCUAGUAGAACCUUUAAAUAAUAUUCUGACAGAAGAACGAACUUCUCAUGAAAUGCCGCAAGAAAUAAUUUCACAGAAAUAUGAAGAAACAAAAGCUGAUAAGAAUUACGUUGAGUUGCAAUCAGUUCAAAAAACCGAAGUAAUUGCAUCUGAGAAGACUCUUAACUUCAAUGAAACAAAAGAGGAAAUAGAUCAAAAGGCAGACCAGAGUAAUGAAUAUCAAAAACACGUAGAAAUUUUCAAGCCGCAACUAUUGGAAACUGCAACUUCUUUGUUAACACCGAAUCAACAUAUUCCAACAAAUGCUUCUAUUGACUUGGAAGCUCACACAACUUAUGUCACAAAAGAAAUCACAUGCCAGGACGCUCCUAUAAAACUAGAAGUUGAUCAAAAAUAUUCAACGACAGCUAAAAAACAACUAUUAGGAAUUACUCCUUUGGAGCAAAUAGAAACUUUUUGUCAAGAACAUGCAAAUGAUAUCCAAACGGAAGAUACCUAUCAACGAAAUAUCUUGGAAGCCAAGCCUUUAGAGAUAUCACCCAUCCAGCAGAUGGAUGUUAUAAUCCACGAGAGUGAAAUAAAUACUGACUUUGGGAAAUUGCCUCGAAUGGAUACAGCUUCUGUAAUCAUAAAGUCAGCAGAAGAAGUUCAGACUGAAACUGGUGAAACGCGAACCGUCAAAACCAAAAAACGCCGAGUCAAGGGUAAGGAUGGCGCCGUUGAAGAAAUACACGAAAUCACAGAAACUACAGAGUUGCCCGAGACGUCGGUGGAAGUGGUUGAAGUCCCGGAAGAGACAACCGUCGAAGAAAUCGAUACACCCGAGGGUAAGAUGACUAUCAAAACUAUCAAGAAACGCACGAAGAAGACAAAACAUAUUCGAACGCCACAGGACAUAACAGAUGAAACUGUCACUGACGAAAUACUUCCACUAACAGACAAACAAGUAUCGCCGGAGCAAGCAACCCUUAUCAAAGAAUCUCCCGACACAGUCCAAAUAACAGAAGUUCAGACUGAAACUGGUGAAACACGAACCGUCAAAACCAAGAAACGCCGAGUCAAGGGUAAGGAUGGCGCGGUUGAAGAAAUACACGAAAUCACAGAAACAACUGAGUUGCCCGACACUUCGGUAGAAGUGUUUGAAGUUCCGGAAGAGACAACCGUCGAAGAAAUCGAUACACCCGAGGGUAAGAUGACUAUCAAAACUAUCAAAAAACGCACAAAGAAGACAAAACACAUUCGAACGCCACAGGACAUAACAGAUGACACUGUUACUGACGAAACACUUCCACUAACAGACAAACAAGAAUCGCUGGAGCAAGCAACCCUUAUCGAAGAAUCUCCCGACACAGUUCAAAUUACAGAAGUUAAGACUGAAACUGGUGAAACACGAACCGUCAAAACCAAGAAACGCCGAGUCAAGGGUAAGGAUGGCGCUGUAGAAGAAGUACACGAAAUCACAGAAACUACUGAGUUGCCCGAUACGUCGGUAGAAGUGGUUGAAGCUCCGGAAGAGACAACCGUCGAAGAAAUCGAUACACCUGAGGACAAACAAGUGUCGCCGGAGCAAGCAACCCUUAUCGAAGAAUCUCCCGACACAGUUCAAUUUACAGAAGUUCAGACUGAAACUGGUGAAACACGAACCGUCAAAACCAAGAAACGCCGAGUCAAGGGUAAGGAUGGCGCUGUAGAAGAAGUACACGAAAUCACCGAAACAACUGAGUUGCCCGAUACUUCGGUAGAAGUGGUUCAAGUUCCGGAAGAGACAACCGUCGAAGAAAUCGAUACACCCGAGGGUAAAAUGACUAUCAAAACGAUCAAGAAACGCACAAAGAAGACAAAACACAUUCGAACGCCACAGGAUGUAACAGAUGACACUGUUACUGACGAAACACUUCCACUAACAGACAAACAAGUAUCGCCGGAGCAAGCAACCAUUAUCGAAGAAUCUCCCGACACAGUUAAAAUAACAGAAGUUCAGACUGAAACUGGUGAAAAACGAAUCGUCAAAACCAAGAAACGCCGAGUAAAGGGUAAAGAUGGCGCUGUAGAAGAAGUACACGAAAUCACAGAAACUAUUGAGUUUCCGGAUACGUCGGUAGAAGUGGUUGAAGUCCCGGAAGAGACAACCGUCGAAGAAAUCGAUACACCCGAGGGUAAGAUGACUAUAAAAACUAUCAAGAAACGCACGAAGAAGACAAAACACAUUCGAACGCCACAGGACAUAACAGAUGAAACUGUCACUGACGAAAUACUUCCACUAACAGACAAACAAGUAUCGCCGGAGCAAGCAACCCUUACCAAAGAAUCCCCCGACACAGUCCAAAUAACAGAAGUUCAGACUGAAACUGGUGAAACACGAACCGUCAAAACCAAGAAACGCCGAGUAAAGGGUAAGGAUGACGCUGUAGAAGAAGAACACGAAAUCACAGAAACUACUGAGUUGCCCGAUACGUCGGUAGAAGUGGUUGAAGUUCCGGAAGAGACAACCGUCGAAGAAAUCGAUACACCUGAAGACAAACAAGUAUCGCCGGAGCAAGCAACCAUUAUCGAAGAAUCUCCCGACACAGUCCAAAUAACAGGAUUUCAGACUGAAACUGGUGAAACACGAACCGUCAAAACCAAGAAACGCCGAGUCAAGGGUAAGGAUGGCGCCGUUCAAGAAAUACACGAAAUCACAGAAACAACUGAGUUGCCCGACACUUCGGUAGAAGUGGUUGAAGUUCCGGAAGAGACAACCGUCGAAGAAAUCGAUACACCCGAGGGUAAGAUGACUAUCAAAACUAUCAAAAAACGCACAAAGAAGACAAAACACAUUCGAACGCCACAGGACAUAACAGAUGACACUGUUACUGACGAAACACUUCCACUGACAGACAAACAAGAAUCGCUGGAGCAAGCAACCCUUAUCGAAGAAUCUCCCGACACAGUUCAAAUUACAGAAGUUCAGACUGAAACUGGUGAAAAACGAAUCGUCAAAACCAAGAAACGCCGAGUAAAGGGUAAGGAUGGCGCUGUAGAAGAAGUACACGAAAUCACAGAAACUAUUGAGUUUCCUGAUACGUCGGUAGAAGUGGUUGAAGUUCCGGAAGAGACAACCGUCGAAGAAAUCGAUACACCUGAGGACAAACAAGUAUCGCCGGAGCAAGCAACCAUUAUCGAAGAAUCUCCCGACACAGUCCAAAAAACAGAAUUUCAGACUGAAACUGGUGAAACACGAACCGUCAAAACCAAGAAACGCCGAGUCAAGGGUAAGGAUGGCGCGGUUGAAGAAAUACACGAAAUCACAGAAACAACUGAGUUGCCAGACACUUCGGUAGAAGUGGUUGAAGUUCCGGAAGAGACAACCGUCGAAGAAAUCGAUACACCCGAGGGUAAGAUGACUAUCAAAACUAUCAAAAAACGCACAAAGAAGACAAAACACAUUCGAACGCCACAGGACAUAACAGAUGACACUGUUACUGACGAAACACUUCCACUAACAGACAAACAAGAAUCGCUGGAGCAAGCAACCCUUAUCGAAGAAUCUCCCGACACAGUUCAAAUUACAGAAGUUCAGACUGAAACUGGUGAAAAACGAAUCGUCAAAACCAAGAAACGCCGAGUCAAGGGUAAGGAUGGCGCUGUUGAAGAAAUUCACGAAAUCACAGAAACAACUGAGUUGCCCGACACUUCGCUAGAAGUGGUUCAAGUUCCGGAAGAGACAACCGUCGAAGAAAUCGAUACACCUGAGGACGAACAAGUAUCGCCGGAGAAAGCAACCCUUAUCGAAGAAUCUCCCGACACGAUCCAAAUUACAGAAGUUCAGACUGAAACUGGUGAAACGCGAACCGUCAAAACCAAAAAACGCCGAGUCAAGGGUAAGGAUGGCGCCGUUGAAGAAAUACACGAAAUCACAGAAACUACUGAGUUGCCCGACACGUCGGUAGAAGUUGUUGAAGUUCCGGAAGAGACAACCGUCGAAGAAAUCGUUACACCUGAGGGUAAGUUGACUAUCAAAACUAUCAAAAAACGCACAAAGAAGACAAAACACAUUCGAACGCCACAGGAUGUAACAGAUGACACUGUCACUGACGAAACACUUCCACUAACAGACAAACAAGUAUCGCCGGAGAAAGCAACCCUUAUCGAAGAAUCUCCCGACACGAUCCAAAUUACAGAAGUUCAGACUGAAACUGGUGAAACGCGAACCGUCAAAACCAAAAAACGCCGAGUCAAGGGUAAGGAUGGCGCCGUUGAAGAAAUACACGAAAUCACAGAAACUACUGAGUUGCCCGACACGUCGGUAGAAGUGGUUGAAGUUCCGGAAGAGACAACCGUCGAAGAAAUCGAUACACCUGAGGGUAAGUUGACUAUAAAAACUAUCAAAAAACGCAAAAAGAAGACAAAAUACAUUCAAACGCCACAGGACAUAACAGAUGACACUGUCACUGACGAAACACUUCCACUAACAGACAAACAAGUAUCGCCGGAGCAAGCAACCAUUAUCGAAGAAUCUCCCGACAUAGUCCAAAUAACAGAAGUUCAGACUGAAACUGGUGAAACACGAACCGUCAAAACCAAGAAACGCCGAGUCAAGGGUAAGGAUGGCGCUGUAGAAGAAGUACACGAAAUCACCGAAACUACUGAGUUGCCUGACACGUCGGUAGAAGUGGUUGAAGUUCCGGAAGAGACAACCGUCGAAGAAAUCGAUACACCUGAGGGUAAGUUGACUAUCAAAACUAUCAAAAAACGCACAAAGAAGACAAAACACAUUCGAACGCCACAGGACAUAACAGAUGACACUGUCACUGAUGAAACAAUUCCACUACUAGACAAACAAGUAUCGCCGGAGCAAGCAACCCUUAUCGAAGAAUCUCCCGACACAGUCCAAAUUACAGAAGUUCAGACUGAAACUGGUGAAACACGAACCGUCAAAACCAAAAAACGCCGAGUCAAGGGUAAGGAUGGCGCCGUUGAAGAAAUACACGAAAUCACAGAAACUACUGAGUUGCCCGACACGUCGGUAGAAGUUGUUGAAGUUCCGGAAGAGACAACCGUCGAAGAAAUCGUUACACCUGAGGGUAAGUUGACUAUCAAAACUAUCAAAAAACGCACAAAGAAGACAAAACACAUUCGAACGCCACAGGAUGUAACAGAUGACACUGUCACUGACGAAACACUUCCACUAACAGACGAACAAGUAUCGCCGGAGAAAGCAACCCUUAUCGAAGAAUCUCCCGACACGAUCCAAAUUACAGAAGUUCAGACUGAAACUGGUGAAACGCGAACCGUCAAAACCAAAAAACGCCGAGUCAAGGGUAAGGAUGGCGCCGUUGAAGAAAUACACGAAAUCACAGAAACUACUGAGUUGCCCGACACGUCGGUAGAAGUUGUUGAAGUUCCGGAAGAGACAACCGUCGAAGAAAUCGUUACACCUGAGGGUAAGUUGACUAUCAAAACUAUCAAAAAACGCACAAAGAAGACAAAACACAUUCGAACGCCACAGGAUGUAACAGAUGACACUGUCACUGACGAAACACUUCCACUAACAGACAAACAAGUAUCGCCGGAGAAAGCAACCCUUAUCGAAGAAUCUCCCGACACGAUCCAAAUUACAGAAGUUCAGACUGAAACUGGUGAAACGCGAACCGUCAAAACCAAAAAACGCCGAGUCAAGGGUAAGGAUGGCGCCGUUGAAGAAAUACACGAAAUCACAGAAACUACUGAGUUGCCCGACACGUCGGUAGAAGUGGUUGAAGUUCCGGAAGAGACAACCGUCGAAGAAAUCGUUACACCUGAGGGUAAGUUGACUAUCAAAACUAUCAAAAAACGCACAAAGAAGACAAAACACAUUCGAACGCCACAGGAUGUAACAGAUGACACUGUCACUGACGAAACACUUCCACUAACAGAGAAACAAGUAUCGCCGGAGAAAGCAACCCUUAUCGAAGAAUCUCCCGACACGAUCCAAAUUACAGAAGUUCAGACUGAAACUGGUGAAACGCGAACCGUCAAAACCAAAAAACGCCGAGUCAAGGGUAAGGAUGGCGCCGUUGAAGAAAUACACGAAAUCACAGAAACUACUGAGUUGCCCGACACGUCGGUAGAAGUGGUUGAAGUUCCGGAAGAGACAACCGUCGAAGAAAUCGAUACACCUGAGGGUAAGUUGACUAUAAAAACUAUCAAAAAACGCAAAAAGAAGACAAAAUACAUUCAAACGCCACAGGACAUAACAGAUGACACUGUCACUGACGAAACACUUCCACUAACAGACAAACAAGUAUCGCCGGAGCAAGCAACCAUUAUCGAAGAAUCUCCCGACAUAGUCCAAAUAACAGAAGUUCAGACUGAAACUGGUGAAACACGAACCGUCAAAACCAAGAAACGCCGAGUCAAGGGUAAGGAUGGCGCUGUAGAAGAAGUACACGAAAUCACCGAAACUACUGAGUUGCCUGACACGUCGGUAGAAGUGGUUGAAGUUCCGGAAGAGACAACCGUCGAAGAAAUCGAUACACCUGAGGGUAAGUUGACUAUCAAAACUAUCAAAAAACGCACAAAGAAGACAAAACACAUUCGAACGCCACAGGACAUAACAGAUGACACUGUCACUGAUGAAACAAUUCCACUACUAGACAAACAAGUAUCGCCGGAGCAAGCAACCCUUAUCGAAGAAUCUCCCGACACAGUCCAAAUUACAGAAGUUCAGACUGAAACUGGUGAAACACGAACCGUCAAAACCAAAAAACGCCGAGUCAAGGGUAAGGAUGGCGCCGUUGAAGAAAUACACGAAAUCACAGAAACUACUGAGUUGCCCGACACGUCGGUAGAAGUUGUUGAAGUUCCGGAAGAGACAACCGUCGAAGAAAUCGUUACACCUGAGGAAGUUCAGACUGAAACUGGUGAAACGCGAACCGUCAAAACCAAAAAACGCCGAGUCAAGGGUAAGGAUGGCGCCGUUGAAGAAAUACACGAAAUCACAGAAACUACUGAGUUGCCCGACACGUCGGUAGAAGUGGUUGAAGUUCCGGAAGAGACAACCGUCGAAGAAAUCGAUACACCUGAGGACAAACAACUAUCGCCGGAGCAAGCAACCCUUAUCGAAGAAUCUCCCGACACAGUCCAAAUUACAGAAGUUCAGACUGAAACUGGUGAAACACGAACCGUCAAAACCAAAAAACGCCGAGUCAAGGGUAAGGAUGGCGCUGUUGAAGAAAUUCACGAAAUCACAGAAACUACUGAGUUGCCCGACACGUCGGUAGAAGUGGUUGAAGUUCCGGAAGAGACAACCGUCGAAGAAAUCGAUACACCUGAGGGUAAGUUGACUAUAAAAACUAUCAAAAAACGCACAAAGAAGACAAAACACAUUCGAACGCCACAGGACAUAACAGAUGACACUGUCACUGACGAAACACUUCCACUAACAGACAAACAAGUAUCGCCGGAGAAAGCAACGCUUAUCGAAGAAUCUCCCGACACAGUCCAAAUAACAGAAGUUCAGACUGAAACUGGUGAAACACGAACCGUCAAAACAAAGAAACGCCGAAUCAAGGGUAAGGAUGGCGCUGUUGAAGAAGUACACGAAAUCACCGAAACUACUGAGUUGCCCAAUACGUCGGUAGAAGUGGUUGAAGUUCCGGAAGAGACAACCGUCGAAGAAAUCGAUACACCUGAGGGUAAGUUGACUAUCAAAACUAUCAAAAAACGCACAAAGAAGACAAAACACAUUCGAACGCCACAGGACAUAACAGAUGACACUGUCACUGAUGAAACAAUUCCACUACUAGACAAACAAGUAUCGCCGGAGCAAGCAACCCUUAUCGAAGAAUCUCCCGACACAGUCCAAAUUACAGAAGUUCAGACUGAAACUGGUGAAACACGAACCGUCAAAACCAAAAAACGCCGAAUCAAGGGUAAGGAUGGCGCUGUUGAAGAAGUACACGAAAUCACCGAAACUACUGAGUUGCCCGACACGUCGGUAGAAGUGGUUGAAGUUCCGGAAGAGGCAACCGUCGAAGAAAUCGAUACACCUGAGGGUAAGUUGACUAUCAAAACUAUCAAAAAACGCACAAAGAAGACAAAACACAUUCGAACGCCACAGGACAUAACAGAUGACACUGUCACUGAUGAAACAAUUCCACUACUAGACAAACAAGUAUCGCCGGAGCAAGCAACCCUUAUCGAAGAAUCUCCCGACACAGUCCAAAUUACAGAAGUUCAGACUGAAACUGGUGAAACACGAACCGUCAAAACCAAAAAACGCCGAGUCAAGGGUAAGGAUGGCGCUGUUGAAGAAAUUCACGAAAUCACAGAAACUACUGAGUUGCCCGACACGUCGGUAGAAGUGUUUGAAGUUCCGGAAGAGACAACCGUCGAAGAAAUCGAUACACCUGAGGGUAAGUUGACUAUAAAAACUAUCAAAAAACGCACAAAGAAGACAAAACACAUUCGAACGCCACAGGACAUAACAGAUGACACUGUCACUGACGAAACACUUCCACUAACAGACAAACAAGUAUCGCCGGAGAAAGCAACGCUUAUCGAAGAAUCUCCCGACACAGUCCAAAUAACAGAAGUUCAGACUGAAACUGGUGAAACACGAACCGUCAAAACAAAGAAACGCCGAAUCAAGGGUAAGGAUGGCGCUGUUGAAGAAGUACACGAAAUCACCGAAACUACUGAGUUGCCCGAUACGUCGGUAGAAGUGGUUGAAGUUCCGGAAGAGACAACCGUCGAAGAAAUCGAUACACCUGAGGGUAAGUUGACUAUCAAAACUAUCAAAAAACGCACAAAGAAGACAAAACACAUUCGAACGCCACAGGACAUAACAGAUGACACUGUCACUGAUGAAACAAUUCCACUACUAGACAAACAAGUAUCGCCGGAGCAAGCAACCCUUAUCGAAGAAUCUCCCGACACAGUCCAAAUUACAGAAGUUCAGACUGAAACUGGUGAAACACGAACCGUCAAAACCAAAAAACGCCGAGUCAAGGGUAAGGAUGGCGCUGUUGAAGAAAUUCACGAAAUCACAGAAACUACUGAGUUGCCCGACACGUCGGUAGAAGUGGUUGAAGUUCCGGAAGAGACAACCGUCGAAGAAAUCGAUACACCUGAGGGUAAGUUGACUAUCAAAACUAUCAAAAAACGCACAAAGAAGACAAAACACAUUCGAACGCCACAGGACAUAACAGAUGACACUGUCACUGACGAAACACUUCCACUAACAGACAAACAAGUAUCGCCGGAGAAAGCAACGCUUAUCGAAGAAUCUCCCGACACAGUCCAAAUAACAGAAGUUCAGACUGAAACUGGUGAAACACGAACCGUCAAAACCAAAAAACGCCGAGUCAAGGAUAAGGAUGGCGCUGUUGAAGAAAUUCACGAAAUCACAGAAACUACUGAGUUGCCCGACACGUCGGUAGAAGUGGUUGAAGUUCCGGAAGAGACAACCGUCGAAGAAAUCGAUACACCCGAGGAUAAACAAGUAUCGCCGGAGCAAGCAACCCUUAUCAAAGAAUCUCCCGACACAGUCCAAAUUACAGAAGUUCAGACUGAAACUGGUGAAACGCGAACCGUCAAAACAAAGAAACGCCGAAUCAAGGGGAAGGAUGGCGCUGUUGAAGAAGUACACGAAAUCACGGAAACUACUGAGUUGCCCGAGACGUCAGUAGAAGUUGUUGAAGUUCCGGAAGAGACAACCGUCGAAGAAAUCGAUACACCUGAGGGUAAGUUGACUAUAAAAACUAUCAAAAAACGCACAAAGAAGACAAAACACAUUCGAACGCCACAGGACAUAACAGAUGACACUGUCACUGACGAAACACUUCCACUAACAGACAAACAAGUAUCGCCGGAGAAAGCAACGCUUAUCGAAGAAUCUCCCGACACAGUCCAAAUAACAGAAGUUCAGACUGAAACUGGUGAAACACGAACCGUCAAAACCAAAAAACGCCGAGUCAAGGAUAAGGAUGGCGCUGUUGAAGAAAUUUACGAAAUCACAGAAACUACUGAGUUGCCCGACACGUCGGUAGAAGUGGUUGAAGUUCCGGAAGAGACAACCGUCGAAGAAAUCGAUACACCCGAGGGUAAGAUGACUAUCAAAACUAUCAAGAAACGCACGAAGAAGACAAAACACAUUCGAACGCCACAGGACAUAACCGAUGACACUGUCACUGACGAAACACUUCCACUAACAGACAAACAAGUAUCGCCGGAGAAAGCAACGCUUAUCGAAGAAUCUCCCGACACAGUCCAAAUAACAGAAGUUCAGACUGAAACUGGUGAAACACGAACCGUCAAAACCAAAAAACGCCGAGUCAAGGAUAAGGAUGGCGCUGUUGAAGAAAUUUACGAAAUCACAGAAACUACUGAGUUGCCCGACACGUCGGUAGAAGUGGUUGAAGUUCCGGAAGAGACAACCGUCGAAGAAAUCGAUACACCCGAGGGUAAGUUGACUAUAAAAACUAUCAAGAAACGCACAAAAAAGACAAAACACAUUCGAACGCCACAGGACAUAACAGAUGAAACUAUCACUGACGAAACACUUCCACUAACGGACAAACAAGUAUCGCCGGAGCAAGCAUCCCUUAUCGAAGAAUCUCCCGACACAGUUCAAAUAACAGAAGUUCAGACUGAAACUGGUGAAACACGAACCGUCAAAACCAAAAAACGCCGAGUCAAGGGUAAGGAUGGCGCUGUUGAAGAAAUUCACGAAAUCACAGAAACUACUGAGUUGCCCGACACGUCGGUAGAAGUGGUUGAAGUUCCGGAACAGACAACCGUCGAAGAAAUCGAUACACCCGAGGACAAACAAGAAUCGCCGGAGCAAGCAACCCUUAUCGAAGAAUCUCCCGACACAGUCCAAAUCUCUGAGGUUCAGACAGAAUCUGGUGAAACAAGAACCGUCAAAACAAAGAAACGCCGAAUCAAGGGUAAGGAUGGCGCUGUUGAAGAAGUACACGAAAUCACCGAAACUACUGAGUUGCCCGAGACGUCGGUAGAAGUGGUUGAAGUUCCGGAAGAGACAACCGUCGAAGAAAUCGAUACACCCGAGGGUAAGUUGACUAUAAAAACUAUCAAGAAACGCACAAAAAAGACAAAACACAUUCGAACGCCACAGGACAUAACAGAUGAAACUAUCACUGACGAAACACUUCCACUAACGGACAAACAAGUAUCGCCGGAGCAAGCAUCCCUUAUCGAAGAAUCUCCCGACACAGUUCAAAUAACAGAAGUUCAGACUGAAACUGGUGAAACACGAACCGUCAAAACCAAAAAACGCCGAGUCAAGGGUAAGGAUGGCGCUGUUGAAGAAAUUCACGAAAUCACAGAAACUACUGAGUUGCCCGACACGUCGGUAGAAGUGGUUGAAGUUCCGGAAGAGACAACCGUCGAAGAAAUCGAUACACCCGAGGACAAACAAGAAUCGCCGGAGCAAGCAACCCUUAUCGAAGAAUCUCCCGACACAGUCCAAAUCUCUGAGGUUCAGACAGAAUCUGGUGAAACAAGAACCGUCAAAACAAAGAAACGCCGAAUCAAGGGUAAGGAUGGCGCUGUUGAAGAAGUACACGAAAUCACCGAAACUACUGAGUUGCCCGAUACGUCGGUAGAAGUGGUUGAAGUUCCGGUAGAGACAACCGUCGAAGAAAUCGAUACACCUGAGGACAAACAAGUAUCGCCAGAGCAAGCAACCCUUAUCGAAGAAUCUCCCGACACAGUCCAAAUUACAGAAGUUCAGACUGAAACUGGUGAAACACGAACCGUCAAAACAAAGAAACGCCGAAUCAAGGGUAAGGAUGGCGCCGUUGAAGAAAUACACGAAAUUACAGAAAUAACUGAGUUGCCCGAUACGUCGGUAGAAGUGGUUGAAGUUCCGGAAGAGACAACCGUCGAAGAAAUCGAUACACCUGAGGGUAAGUUGACUAUCAAAACUAUCAAGAAACGCACAAAGAAGACAAAACACAUACACACCCCACAGGACAUAACAGAUGACACUGUCACUGACGAAGCACUUCCACUCACAGACAAACAAGAAUCGCCGGAGCAAGCAACCGUUAUCGAAGAAUCUCCUGACACAGUCCAAAUCUCGGAGGUUCAGACUGAAACAGGUGAAACGCGAACCGUCAAAACAAAGAAACGCCGAAUCAAGGGUAAGGAUGGCGCCGUUGAAGAAAUACACGAAAUUACAGAAACUACUGAGUUGCCCGAUACGUCGGUAGAAGUGGUUGAAGUUCCGGAAGAGACAACCGUCGAAGAAAUCGAUACACCUGAGGGUAAGUUGACUAUAAAAACUAUCAAGAAACGCACAAAGAAGACAAAACACAUACACACCCCACAGGACAUAACAGAUGACACUGUCACUGACGAAACACUUCCACUCACAGACAAACAAGAAUCGCCGGAGCAAGCAACCCUUAUCGAAGAAUCUCCCGACACAGUCCAAAUCUCUGAGGUUCAGACAGAAUCUGGUGAAACAAGAACCGUCAAAACAAAGAAACGCCGAAUCAAGGGUAAGGAUGGCGCUGUUGAAGAAGUACACGAAAUCACGGAAACAACUGAGUUGCCCGAUACGUCGGUAGAAGUGGUUGAAGUUCCGGAAGAGACAACCGUCGAAGAAAUCGAUACACCUGAGGGUAAGUUGACUAUCAAAACUAUCAAGAAACGCACAAAGAAGACAAAACACAUACACACCCCACAGGACAUAACAGAUGACACUGUCACUGACGAAGCACUUCCACUCACAGACAAACAAGAAUCGCCGGAGCAAGCAACCCUUAUCGAAGAAUCUCCCGACACAGUCCAAAUCUCGGAGGUUCAGACUGAAACAGGUGAAACGCGAACCGUCAAAACAAAGAAACGCCGAAUCAAGGGUAAGGAUGGCGCUGUUGAAGAAGUACACGAAAUCACAGAAACAACUGAGUUGCCCGAUACGUCGGUAGAAGUGGUUGAAGUUCCGGAAGAGACAACCGUCGAAGAAAUCGAUACACCUGAGGGUAAGUUGACUAUCAAAACUAUCAAGAAACGUACGAAGAAGACAAAACACAUACACACCCCACAGGACAUAACAGAUGACACUGUCACUGACGAAGCACUUCCACUCACAGACAAACAAGAAUCGCCGGAGCAAGCAACCGUUAUCGAUGAAUCACCCGACACAGUCCAAAUCUCGGAGGUUCAGACUGAAACAGGUGAAACGCGAACCGUCAAAACAAAGAAACGCCGAAUCAAGGGUAAGGAUGGUGCUGUUGAAGAAGUACACGAAAUCACCGAAACUACUGAGUUGCCCGAGACGUCGGUGGAAGUGGUUGAAGUUCCGGAAGAGACAACCGUCGAAGAAAUCGAUACACCUGAGGACAAACAAGUAUCGCCGGAGCAAGCAACCGUUAUCGAAGAAUCUCCCGACACAGUCCAAAUCUCGGAGGUUCAGACUGAAACAGGUGAAAUGCGAACCGUCAAAACAAAGAAACGCCGAAUCAAGGGUAAGGAUGGCGCUGUUGAAGAAGUACACGAAAUCACGGAAACUACUGAGUUGCCCGAGACGUCAGUAGAAGUGGUUGAAGUUCCGGAAGAGACAACCGUCGAAGAAAUCGAUACACCUGAGGAAGUUCAGACUGAAACUGGUGAAACACGAACCGUCAAAACAAAGAAACGCCGAAUCAAGGGUAAGGAUGGCGCUGUUGAAGAAGUACACGAAAUCACCGAAACUACUGAGUUGCCCGAUACGUCGGUAGAAGUGGUUGAAGUUCCGGAAGAGACAACCGUCGAAGAAAUCGAUACACCUGAGGACCAACAAGUGUCGCCAGAGAAAGCAACCCUUAUCGAAGAAUCUCCCGACACGAUCCAAUUUACAGAAGUUCAGACUGAAACUGGUGAAACACGAACCGUCAAAACCAAGAAACGCCGAGUCAAGGGUAAGGAUGGCGCUGUAGAAGAAGUACACGAAAUCACAGAAACUACUGAGUUGCCUGACACGUCGGUAGAAGUGGUUGAAGUUCCGGAAGAGACAACCGUCGAAGAAAUCGAAACACCCGAGGACAAACAAGAAUCGCCGGAGCAAGCAACCGUUAUCGAUGAAUCACCCGACACAGUCCAAAUCUCGGAGGUUCAGACUGAAACAGGUGAAACGCGAACCGUCAAAACAAAGAAACGCCGAAUCAAGGGUAAGGAUGGCGCUUUUGAAGAAGUACACGAAAUUACAGAAACAACUGAGUUGCCCGAUACGUCGGUAGAAGUGGUUGAAGUUCCGGAAGAGACAACCGUCGAAGAAAUCGAUACACCUGAGGAAGUUCAGGCUGAAACUGGUGAAACACGAACCGUCAAAACAAAGAAACGCCGAAUCAAGGGUAAGGAUGGUGCUGUUGAAGAAGUACACGAAAUUACAGAAACAACUGAGUUGCCCGAUACGUCGGUAGAAGUGGUUGAAGUUCCGGAAGAGACAACCGUCGAAGAAAUCGAUACACCUGACGACAAACAAGUAUCGCCGGAGCAAGCAACCCUUAUCGACGAAUCUCCCGACACAGUCCAAAUCUCUGAGGUUCAGACUGAAUCCGGUGAAACAAGAACCGUCAAAACAAAGAAACGCCGAAUCAAGGGUAAGGAUGGCGCUGUUGAAGAAGUACACGAAAUCACGGAAACAACUGAGUUGCCCGAUACGUCGGUAGAAGUGGUUGAAGUUCCGGAAGAGACAACCGUCGAAGAAAUCGAUACACCUGAGGGUAAGUUGACUAUCAAAACUAUCAAGAAACGCACAAAGAAGACAAAACACAUACACACCCCACAGGACAUAACAGAUGACACUGUCACUGACGAAGCACUUCCACUCACAGACAAACAAGAAUCGCCGGAGCAAGCAACCCUUAUCGAAGAAUCUCCCGACACAGUCCAAAUCUCGGAGGUUCAGACUGAAACAGGUGAAACGCGAACCGUCAAAACAAAGAAACGCCGAAUCAAGGGUAAGGAUGGCGCUGUUGAAGAAGUACACGAAAUCACAGAAACAACUGAGUUGCCCGAUACGUCGGUAGAAGUGGUUGAAGUUCCGGUAGAGACAACCGUCGAAGAAAUCGAUACACCUGAGGGUAAGUUGACUAUCAAAACUAUCAAGAAACGCACAAAGAAGACAAAACACAUACACACCCCACAGGACAUAACAGAUGACACUGUCACUGACGAAGCACUUCCACUCACAGACAAACAAGAAUCGCCGGAGCAAGCAACCCUUAUCGAAGAAUCUCCCGACACAGUCCAAAUCUCGGAGGUUCAGACUGAAACAGGUGAAACGCGAACCGUCAAAACAAAGAAACGUCGAAUCAAGGGUAAGGAUGGCGCUUUUGAAGAAGUACACGAAAUCACAGAAACAACUGAGUUGCCCGAUACGUCGGUAGAAGUGGUUGAAGUUCCGGUAGAGACAACCGUCGAAGAAAUCGAUACACCUGAGGGUAAGUUGACUAUCAAAACUAUCAAGAAACGUACGAAGAAGACAAAACACAUACACACCCCACAGGACAUAACAGAUGACACUGUCACUGACGAAGCACUUCCACUCACAGACAAACAAGAAUCGCCGGAGCAAGCAACCGUUAUCGAUGAAUCACCCGACACAGUCCAAAUCUCGGAGGUUCAGACUGAAACAGGUGAAACGCGAACCGUCAAAACAAAGAAACGCCGAAUCAAGGGUAAGGAUGGCGCUUUUGAAGAAGUACACGAAAUUACAAAAACAACUGAGUUGCCCGAUACGUCGGUAGAAGUGGUUGAAGUUCCGGAAGAGACAACCGUCGAAGAAAUCGAUACACCUGAGGGUAAGUUGACUAUCAAAACUAUCAAGAAACGUACGAAGAAGACAAAACACAUACACACCCCACAGGACAUAACAGAUGACACUGUCACUGACGAAGCACUUCCACUCACAGACAAACAAGAAUCGCCGGAGCAAGCAACCGUUAUCGAUGAAUCACCCGACACAGUCCAAAUCUCGAAGGUUCAGACUGAAACAGGUGAAACGCGAACCGUCAAAACAAAGAAACGCCGAAUCAAGGGUAAGGAUGGCGCUUUUGAAGAAGUACACGAAAUUACAGAAACAACUGAGUUGCCCGAUACGUCGGUAGAAGUGGUUGAAGUUCCGGAAGAGACAACCGUCGAAGAAAUCGAUACACCUGAGGACAAACAAGUAUCGCCAGAGCAAGCAACCCUUAUCGAAGAAUCUCCCGACACAGUCCAAAUUACAGAAGUUCAGGCUGAAACUGGUGAAACACGAACCGUCAAAACAAAGAAACGCCGAAUCAAGGGUAAGGAUGGCGCCGUUGAAGAAAUACACGAAAUUACAGAAAUUACUGAGUUGCCCGAUACGUCGGUAGAAGUGGUUGAAGUUCCGGAAGAGACAACCGUCGAAGAAAUCGAUACACCUGACGACAAACAAGAAUCGCCGGAGCAAGCAACCGUUAUCGAUGAAUCACCCGACACAGUCCAAAUCUCGGAGGUUCAGACUGAAACAGGUGAAACGCGAACCGUCAAAACAAAGAAACGCCGAAUCAAGGGUAAGGAUGGUGCUGUUGAAGAAGUACACGAAAUCACCGAAACUACUGAGUUGUCCGAGACGUCGGUGGAAGUGGUUGAAGUUCCGGAAGAGACAACCGUCGAAGAAAUCGAUACACCUGACGACAAACAAGUAUCGCCGGAGCAAGCAACCCUUAUCGACGAAUCUCCCGACACAGUCCAAAUCUCUGAGGUUCAGACUGAAUCCGGUGAAACAAGAACCGUCAAAACAAAGAAACGCCGAAUCAAGGGUAAGGAUGGCGCUGUUGAAGAAGUACACGAAAUCACGGAAACAACUGAGUUGCCCGAUACGUCGGUAGAAGUGGUUGAAGUUCCGGAAGAGACAACCGUCGAAGAAAUCGAUACACCUGAGGGUAAGUUGACUAUCAAAACUAUCAAGAAACGCACAAAGAAGACAAAACACAUACACACCCCACAGGACAUAACAGAUGACACUGUCACUGACGAAGCACUUCCACUCACAGACAAACAAGAAUCGCCGGAGCAAGCAACCCUUAUCGAAGAAUCUCCCGACACAGUCCAAAUCUCGGAGGUUCAGACUGAAACAGGUGAAACGCGAACCGUCAAAACAAAGAAACGCCGAAUCAAGGGUAAGGAUGGCGCUGUUGAAGAAGUACACGAAAUCACAGAAACAACUGAGUUGCUCGAUACGUCGGUAGAAGUGGUUGAAGUUCCGGUAGAGACAACCGUCGAAGAAAUCGAUACACCUGAGGGUAAGUUGACUAUCAAAACUAUCAAGAAACGCACAAAGAAGACAAAACACAUACACACCCCACAGGACAUAACAGAUGACACUGUCACUGACGAAGCACUUCCACUCACAGACAAACAAGAAUCGCCGGAGCAAGCAACCGUUAUCGAUGAAUCACCCGACACAGUCCAAAUCUCGGAGGUUCAGACUGAAACAGGUGAAACGCGAACCGUCAAAACAAAGAAACGCCGAAUCAAGGGUAAGGAUGGCGCUUUUGAAGAAGUACACGAAAUUACAGAAACAACUGAGUUGCCCGAUACGUCGGUAGAAGUGGUUGAAGUUCCGGAAGAGACAACCGUCGAAGAAAUCGAUACACCUGAGGGUAAGUUGACUAUCAAAACUAUCAAGAAACGUACGAAGAAGACAAAACACAUACACACCCCACAGGACAUAACAGAUGACACUGUCACUGACGAAGCACUUCCACUCACAGACAAACAAGAAUCGCCGGAGCAAGCAACCGUUAUCGAUGAAUCACCCGACACAGUCCAAAUCUCGAAGGUUCAGACUGAAACAGGUGAAACGCGAACCGUCAAAACAAAGAAACGCCGAAUCAAGGGUAAGGAUGGCGCUUUUGAAGAAGUACACGAAAUUACAGAAACAACUGAGUUGCCCGAUACGUCGGUAGAAGUGGUUGAAGUUCCGGAAGAGACAACCGUCGAAGAAAUCGAUACACCUGAGGGUAAGUUGACUAUCAAAACUAUCAAGAAACGCACAAAGAAGACAAAACACAUACACACCCCACAGGACAUAACAGAUUACACUGUCACUGAUGAAACACUUCCACUAACAGACAAACAAGUAUCGCCAGAGCAAGCAACCCUUAUCGAAGAAUCUCCCGACACAGUCCAAAUUACAGAAGUUCAGACUGAAACUGGUGAAACACGAACCGUCAAAACAAAGAAACGCCGAAUCAAGGGUAAGGAUGGCGCCGUUGAAGAAAUACACGAAAUUACAGAAAUUACUGAGUUGCCCGAUACGUCGGUAGAAGUGGUUGAAGUUCCGGAAGAGACAACCGUCGAAGAAAUCGAUACACCUGAGGGUAAGUUGACUAUCAAAACUAUCAAGAAACGCACAAAGAAGACAAAACACAUACACACCCCACAGGACAUAACAGAUGACACUGUCACUGACGAAGCACUUCCACUCACAGACAAACAAGAAUCGCCGGAGCAAGCAACCGUUAUCGAAGAAUCUCCUGACACAGUCCAAAUCUCGGAGGUUCAGACUGAAACAGGUGAAACGCGAACCGUCAAAACAAAGAAACGCCGAAUCAAGGGUAAGGAUGGCGCCGUUGAAGAAAUACACGAAAUUACAGAAACUACUGAGUUGCCCGAUACGUCGGUAGAAGUGGUUGAAGUUCCGGAAGAGACAACCGUCGAAGAAAUCGAUACACCUGACGACAAACAAGAAUCGCCGGAGCAAGCAACCGUUAUCGAUGAAUCACCCGACACAGUCCAAAUCUCGGAGGUUCAGACUGAAACAGGUGAAACGCGAAUAGUCAAAACAAAGAAACGCCGAAUCAAGGGUAAGGAUGGUGCUGUUGAAGAAGUACACGAAAUCACCGAAACUACUGAGUUGCCCGAGACGUCGGUGGAAGUGGUUGAAGUUCCGGAAGAGACAACCGUCGAAGAAAUCGAUACACCUGAGGGUAAGUUGACUAUAAAAACUAUCAAAAAACGCACAAAGAAGACAAAACACAUUCGAACGCCACAGGACAUAAUAGAUGACACUGUCACUGACGAAACACUUCCACUAACGGACAAACAAGUAUCGCCGGAGCAAGCAACCUUUAUCGAAGAAUCUCCCGACACAGUACAAAUUACAGAAGUUCAGACUGAAACUGGUGAAACACGAACCGUCAAAACAAAGAAACGGCGAAUCAAGGGUAAGGAUGGCGCUGUUGAAGAAGUACACGAAAUCACGGAAACAACUGAGUUGCCCGAUACGUCGGUAGAAGUGGUUGAAGUUCCGGAAGAGACAACCGUCGAAGAAAUCGAUACACCUGAGGGUAAGUUGACUAUAAAAACUAUCAAGAAACGCACAAAGAAGACAAAACACAUUCACACCCCACAGGACAUAACAGAUGACACUGUCACUGACGAAACACUUCCACUCACAGACAAACAAGAAUCGCCGGAGCAAGCAACCCUUAUCGAAGAAUCUCCCGACACAGUCCAAAUCUCUGAGGUUCAGACAGAAUCUGGUAAAACAAGAACCGUCAAAACAAAGAAACGCCGAAUCAAGGGUAAGGAUGGCGCUGUUGAAGAAGUACACAAAAUCACGGAAACAACUGAGUUGCCCGAUACGUCGGUAGAAGUGGUUGAAGUUCCGGAAGAGACAACCGUCGAAGAAAUCGAUACACCUGAGGGUAAGUUGACUAUCAAAACUAUCAAGAAACGCACAAAGAAGACAAAACACAUACACACCCCACAGGACAUAACAGAUGACACUGUCACUGACGAAGCACUUCCACUCACAGACAAACAAGAAUCGCCGGAGCAAGCAACCGUUAUCGAAGAAUCUCCUGACACAGUCCAAAUCUCGGAGGUUCAGACUGAAACAGGUGAAACGCGAACCGUCAAAACAAAGAAACGCCGAAUCAAGGGUAAGGAUGGCGCCGUUGAAGAAAUACACGAAAUUACAGAAACUACUGAGUUGCCCGAUACGUCGGUAGAAGUGGUUGAAGUUCCGGAAGAGACAACCGUCGAAGAAAUCGAUACACCUGAGGGUAAGUUGACUAUCAAAACUAUCAAGAAACGCACAAAGAAGACAAAACACAUACACACCCCACAGGACAUAACAGAUGACACUGUCACUGAUGAAACACUUCCACUAACAGACAAACAAGUAUCGCCGGAGCAAGCAACCCUUAUCGAAGAAUCUCCCGACACAGUCCAAAUUACAGAAGUUCAGACUGAAACUGGUGAAACACGAACCGUCAAAACCAAGAAACGCCGAGUCAAGGGUAAUGAUGGCGCCGUUGAAGAAAUACACGAAAUUACAGAAACAACUGAGUUGCCCGACAUUUCGGUAGAAGUGGUUGAAGUUCCGGAAGAGACAACCGUCGAAGAAAUCGAUACACCUGAGGACAAACAAGAAUCGCCGGAGCAAGCAACCGUUAUCGAAGAUUCUCCCGACACAGUCCAAAUCUCUGAGGUUCAGACUGAAACUGGUGAAACAAGAACCGUCAAAACCAAAAAACGCCGAGUCAAGGGUCAGGAUGGCGCCGUUGAAGAAAUACACGAAAUUACAGAAAUUACUGAGUUGCCCGAUACGUCGGUAGAAGUGGUUGAAGUUCCGGAAGAGACAACCGUCGAAGAAAUCGAUACACCUGAGGGUAAUUUGACUAUCAAAACUAUCAAGAAACGUACGAAGAAGACAAAACCUAAACACACCCCACAGGACAUAACAGAUGACACUGUCACUGAUGAAACACUUCCACUAACAUACAAACAAGUAUCGCCGGAGCAAGCAACCGUUAUCGAAGAAUCUCCCGACACAGUCCAAAUUACAGAAGUUCAGACUGAAACUGGUGAAACGCGAACCGUCAAAACAAUGAAACGCCGUAUCAAGGGUAAGGAUGGCGCUGUUGAAGAAGUACAUGAAAUCACAGAAACAACUGAGUUGCCCGAUACGUCGGUAGAAGUGGUUGAAGUUCCGGAAGAGACAACCGUCGAAGAAAUCGAUACACCUGAGGACAAACAAGAAUCGCCGGAGCAAGCAACCAUUAUCGAAGAUUCUCCCGACACAGUCCAAAUCUCUGAGGUUCAGACUGAAACUGGUGAAACGCGAACCGUCAAAACCAAAAAACGCCGAUUCAAGGGUAAGGAUGGCGCUGUUGAAGAAGUACACGAAAUCACUGAAACAACUGAGUUGCCCGAUACGUCGGUAGAAGUGUUUGAAGUUCCGGAAGAGACAACCGUCGAAGAAAUCGAUACACCUGAGGAUAAACAAGUAUUGCCGGAGCAAGCAACCCUUAUCGAAGAAACUCCCGACACAGUUCAAAUCUCGGAGGUUCAGACUGAAACUGGUGAAACGCGAACCGUCAAAACAAAGAAACGCCGAGUCAAGGGUAAGGAUGGCGCUGUUGAAGAAAUACACGAAAACACAGAAACAACUGAGUUGCCCGAUACGUCGGUAGAAGUGGUUGAAGUUCCGGAAGAGACAACCGUCGAAAUAAUCGAUACACCUGAGGACAAACAAGUAUCGCCGGAGCAAGCAACCGUUAUCGAAGAAUCUCCCGACACAGUCCAAAUUACAGAAGUUCAGACUGAAACUGGUGAAACGCGAACCGUCAAAACAAUGAAACGCCGUAUCAAGGGUAAGGAUGGCGCUGUUGAAGAAGUACACGAAAUCACAGAAACAACUGAGUUGCCCGAUACGUCGGUAGAAGUGGUUGAAGUUCCGGAAGAGACAACCGUCGAAGAAAUCGAUACACCUGAGGGUAAGUUGACCAUCAAAACUAUCAAGAAACGUACGAAGAAGACAAAACCUAAACACACCCCACAGGACAUAACAGAUGACACUGUCACUGAUGAAACACUUCCACUAACAUACAAACAAGUAUCGCCGGAGCAAGCAACCGUUAUCGAAGAAUCUCCCGACACAGUCCAAAUUACAGAAGUUCAGACUGAAACUGGUGAAACGCGAACCGUCAAAACAAUGAAACGCCGUAUCAAGGGUAAGGAUGGCGCUGUUGAAGAAGUACACGAAAUCACAGAAACAACUGAGUUGCCCGAUACGUCGGUAGAAGUGGUUGAAGUUCCGGAAGAGACAACCGUCGAAGAAAUCGAUACACCUGAGGACAAACAAGAAUCGCCGGAGCAAGCAACCAUUAUCGAAGAUUCUCCCGACACAGUCCAAAUCUCUGAGGUUCAGACUGAAACUGGUGAAACGCGAACCGUCAAAACCAAAAAACGCCGAUUCAAGGGUAAGGAUGGCGCUGUUGAAGAAGUACACGAAAUCACUGAAACAACUGAGUUGCCCGAUACGUCGGCAGAAGUGUUUGAAGUUCCGGAAGAGACAACCGUCGAAGAAAUCGAUACACCUGAGGAUAAACAAGUAUUGCCGGAGCAAGCAACCCUUAUCGAAGAAACUCCCGACACAGUUCAAAUCUCGGAGGUUCAGACUGAAACUGGUGAAACGCGGACCGUCAAAACAAAGAAACGCCGAAUCAAGGGUAAGGAUGGCGCUGUUGAAGAAAUAAACGAAAUCACAGAAAUAACUGAGUUGCCCGAUACGUCGGUAGAAGUGGUUGAAGUUCCGGAAGAGACAACCGUCGAAGAAAUCGAUACACCUGAGGAUAAACAAGUAUUGCCGGAGCAAGCAACCCUUAUCGAAGAAACUCCCGACACAGUUCAAAUCUCGGAGGUUCAGACUGAAACUGGUGAAACGCGAACCGUCAAAACAAAGAAACGCCGAAUCAAGGGUAAAGAUGGCGCUGUUGAAGAAGUACACGAAAUCUCAGAAACAACUGAGUUGCCCGAUACGUCGGUAGAAGUGGUUGAAGUUCCGGAAGAGACAACCGUCGAAGAAAUCUAUACACCUGAGGGUAAGUUGACUAUCAAAACUAUCAAGAAACACACAAAGAAGACAAAACACAUACACACCCCACAGGACAUAACAGAUGACACUGUCACUGACGAAACACUUCCACUAACAGACAUACAAGUAUCGCCGGAUCAAGCAACCCUUAUCGAAGAAUCUCCCGACACAGUCCAAAUCUUGGAGGUUCAGACUGAAACUGGUGAAACGCGAACCGUCAAAACAAAGAAACGCCAAGUCAAGGGUGAGAACGGCGCUAUAGAAGAAGUACACGAAAUCACAGAAACAACUGAGUUGCCCGAUACGUCUGUAGAAGUGGUUGAAGUUCCGGAAGAGACAACCGUCGAAGAAAUCGAUACACCUGAGGACAUACAAGUAUCGCCGGAUCAAGCAACCCUUAUCGAAGAAUCUCCCGACACAGUCCAAAUCUUGGAGGUUCAGACUGAAACUGGUGAAACGCGAACCGUCAAAACAAAGAAACGCCAAGUCAAGGGUGAGAACGGCGCUAUAGAAGAAGUACACGAAAUCACAGAAACAACUGAGUUGCCCGAUACGUCGGUAGAAGUGGUUGAAGUUCCGGAAGAGACAACCGUCGAAGAAAUCGAUACACCUGAGGGUAAGUUGACUAACAAAACUAUCAAGAAACGUACGAAGAAGACAAAACCCAUACACACCCCACAGGACAUAACAGAUGACACUGUCACUGACGAAACACUUCCACUCACAGACAAACAAGAAUCGCCGAAGCAAGCAACCCUUAUCGAAGAAUCUCCCGACAUAGUCCAAAUCUCGGAGAUUCAGACUGAAACUGGUGAAACGCGAACCGUCAAAACAAAGAAACGCCGUAUCAAGGGUAAGGAUUGCGCUGUUGAAGAAGUACACGAAAUCACAGAAACAACUGAGUUGCCCGAUACGUCGGUAGAAGUGGUUGAAGUUCCGGAAGAGACAACCGUCGAAGAAAUCGAUACACCUGAGGGUAAGUUGACUAUCAAAACUAUCAAGAAACGUACGAAGAAGACAAAACCCAUACACACCCCACAGAACAUAACAGAUGACACUGUCACUUACGAAACACUUCCACUAACAGAUAAACAAGUAUCGCCGGAGCAAGCAACCCUUAUCGAAGAAUCUCCCGACACAGUCCAAAUUACAGAAGUUCAGACUGAAACUGGUGAAACGCGAACCGUCAAAACAAGGAAACGCCGAGUCAAGGGUAAGGAUGGCGCUGUUGAAGAAGUACACGAAAUCGCAGAAACAACUGAGUUGCCCGAAACGUCGGUAGAAGUGGUUAAAGUUCCGGAAGUGACAACCGUCGACGAAAUCGAUACACCUGAGGAAACAACUGAGUUGCCGGAUACAUCAAUAGAAGUGGUUGAAGUUCCCGAUAAGACAACCUUAAAAGAAAAUAUGACACUUGUGGUUUACGAAAAAACUGAGGUUGGGAUGACCGAAGAAGGGAAGACACCUGACCAGAUGCCUGAAAAGCCUGUUGAACCGUCCACGAAACGCAAACCAAAGCUGAAACCACAGAAAAUUGAAGUUAUACAAAUAAGCCAACCUCAAAAGGUGAAUGAGUUGCCAGAACAUCAGUUUACCACCUUGAAACUUAAAAAACCUUCACAAAAACCUAAACAAGAGGUAAAAGUAACAACUUUACCCAAGUUCCAAUUAAAAAGCAGAAUAAGAUUCAUAAAUGAUUGGCCACCAGAAAUCAAAAAACUAUCAUUUACUAUAAUAGACAGUAUACGACAAAACGGUAUAUUGUCAAGAAAUAUUAAAGAUGCAGCAAAAAUUAAGAAAAAACCAAUUAAAGAACCAACUCUUUCCAAUGUUGAAAUAACAGAACUAGAAAAGCCAAUGUUUACUCAUGAAGAUCUUAUUGAGAGCAAAGAAAAAAUACCUGAUCUAUACAACGAAACACCGGAAGAAAUUCUCGAACAGUUUACUAUAUUACCUCGAAAGUCUAGCGUUAAAAAAGUAGAAGAAUUUGAAGAUGAGGUUACUAUAAAAAAGAAAUUAAAACCGACUAGAAAAUCAUCUACUACUUUACCAGAAAUAACAGAACCCGAAAUAGUACUAUUCAGACCAAAAACAACUAAAACGCUCGAAGAUGUGGAACAAGAGUUUAAUAUUCAACUGAAUUCGUAUGCCGAGGAAGAAAUAUCUAUGUCAAGUAAAGUUAAAUUGAAACAACCGAAGCUUACAACAUUUGGCGAAGAGGCAAGUGAAACUUCAAUUAAACUCUAUGAAGAUGAUAAUGAGACACCAGAAGCAAUUGUUAUUUCUGAUGCAGAAGAUGACCAUAUAAAAGAACCAGUUGAUAUUGUGUUGUCUGUGAAAAAGAUUAAUAAGAAAAAAGUUGUUGAAGAUGAUACUUCUGUUAUAUUAGCAAAACCUAAACCAUCUACAGCAAUAUCGGAAAUAAGUGAAAAUGUCAAUAUUACUUUGGAGAAAAAGCCUGAGUAUAUCGUUGAUAAUCAAGAAGAAAUAGCAUUCGAUAUAAAACAAAAAGUUGACCAGUUCAAAGAAGAAGACAUUUCACUUUCAAGUAAAAUUAAACUGAAAUCGAAAAGAAUAUUAAGUAAAUCGGAAGCUGCGGACGAAGUUUCAAUAAAAUUACAUCAAGAAAAUAUUGAUCAAGAUAUUAACGAAGUCGAUGAAAUAAUUAUAAGUGAUGGUGACGUUGAAGAAAAUGUUGAAAUGGUGAUCAAACGCAAACAGAAAAAAGCGCCCUAUGAAGUUAGUGAGGUAGAAGAAUUAAGCAUAGAGUUAAAGCCAAAAAAAAAUGCCUCGUCGAUAUUUGACGAGGAAAAACUUACAGUGUCAACAAAACGAAAAUCAAAGAAACCGUUAACAGUGCAAGAAGCAGACGUUACAAUGAACAUAUCGAGAGAACAAGAGUUCCCAGAAACGCCAGUAAAUGUUCGAUGUGGUGAUAUAGUAUUUGCAGUUUAUUCAUAUAUGGCAGAAAGUGAUGAAGCUAUAAAUCUAGUAGAGGGCGAACGACUAUAUAUACUGGAUACAACGAACCAAGAUUGGUGGUACGUUCGAAAGCAUUUAACAGAAGAAAUUGGUUGGGUGCCAGCACAAUAUCUAAUGGAUGAAGAAACCUACACAUUAUAUUUACAGAAGAAAUUAAACGAAAAAAUUGAUAAGCUACCAGUUUUUGAAAAACCUACAUCGGAAGAACAAGCUAUAGCCCCAAUAUUUGUGGAAAAACUCAGACCAAAACAUACGCCAGAUGGCUCAACCGUUCAAUUUGAAUGUCAGGUUGAGGGAUAUCCUAGGCCUCAAAUCACUUGGUUCCGACAAACGGCCAUUAUUAAACCAUCUCAAGAUUUCCAAAUGUAUUACGAUGAUGACAAUGUCGCAACACUAGUAAUUCGUGAAGUUUUCCCGGAGGAUGCUGGAACCUUCACAUGUGUAGCAAAGAAUGCAGCUGGCUUCGCCUCAAGUACUACUGAGUUAAUCGUUGAAGCUCCCCUUUCAGAUCAUGGGUCAGAAAUGACUAUUUUAUCUAGGAAGAGCCUGUCCAGAGAAUCUUCUUUAGCUGAUAUUUUAGAAGGUAUACCCCCCACAUUCUCAAAACGUCCUAAAGCGCAAUACGUUGACGAGGGGUCUGAUAUAUAUCUCGAGUGUCGUUUGGUCGCUAUACCUGAACCAGAUAUAACAUGGCUUUUCAAAAAUGAAGAAAUUAUUCCUAGUGACAAUAUAUCUAUUGUUACUGAAUCAGAUAUGCAUAUGUACUGUAGUGUACUAAAGAUAUCUAAUGUAAGAAAAAAUCAAGAAGGUACUUACACAGUACUGGCAGUAAACAGAGAAGGUGAAGCUAGCUUACCAAUUGUACUCAAAAUAAAAACAGGCGAGAAAGAGAAACCACAAGUUAUUGAACCAUUGAAAAAUAUGACUAUAAGGCAGGGAGAAAGUUUUGUUCUCACAGCACAGGUGGUAGGGAACCCAGCACCGAAAGUGGCAUGGUUCAGAAACCAUAAACCUCUCAAUUCCCUUCCAAUCAAAUCCGAUGGAAACGUGCACUCAAUAACUGUAAUUAAGCCUACAAAAGGAAAGGAUGAUGGAGUUUACACACUAAAAGCUGUUAAUUCAGAAGGUGCAACAGAAACCAAUGCUGUUAUUGUAAUAGAAGAACCAACCGAAGAAAAUGCUGAACCUCCACUUUUCAUCCACCGAUUCCAAGAGAUAACAGUAAAAGAGAACGAAACCAUAAAAUUAAAUGCUAAAGUUACAGGAAAUCCAGUCCCAUCUAUAACUUGGUAUAGAAAUAAUAAAAUUCUUACUCCGUCUGAUACAGUUACACAAAGAUUUGACGGAGAAAAUAUAGAAUUAAUUAUAACAAAUGUAGAUUCUGAAAUAGAUUCAGGUGACUAUAAAUGCGUCGCUUCUAACAGUGCUGGAAAAGCAUCACAUGGCGCUAAAGUUACAAUCGAUGUAGAAAAAGUUACUUUUGUAAAAAAAUUAAAAACAAAGUAUGAAAUAGAGGAAGGUAAAACAGUUAUGUUAGAAUGUGAAACAUCCCACACCGUAUCCACAAAGUGGUAUCAUAACGCGAAAGAGCUAAGUGGUAUGGAUCAUAGAGAAAUUAUUCAAGAGGGUAGAGUUCAUAAACUUAGAAUUAAAAAGGCAAAGAUCACGGAUGAAGGAACAUUUAGAUGUAUUGUUAAGGGCCAAGAAACAAGUGCAAUUGUAAAAGUAUAUGAAACUAUUCCAGAAUUCAUUAGGAGACUUCAAGACUUUGAAGUUAAAGAAAGAGAUAUUGCUAUUUUAGAAGUCGAAAUUAAUUCAGAAACAGCUGAGGUUAGCUGGGAAAAAGAUGGUGAAAUGCUUAAACCUAAAAAGAAUAAAUAUGAAGUUGAGAAACGUGGCAAUAUUCGUAAACUACUUAUUAGGAAUACCUCUGUACAUGAUGAGGGUGAAUAUAUAUGUAAACUGCGGGAUGAUUCUUGUAGUGCGGAAAUUACAGUGGUUGAGUUACCACCAGAAAUAAUAUCUCGUCUUCAAGACCAACGAGUCAAUAAGGGUUACAAAGCGACAUUUGAAAUUGAGCUUACAAAAGGUGAUGCUCUCGUUAGAUGGUUUAAAGAUAACUCAGAAAUACAAUUCUCAAAUCAUAUUCAACUGACUAUUGACGGAAAGAAACAAAAACUAAAAAUAUACGAUUGUGACUUAAAUGAUGGAGGAGAGUAUGCAUGUGAAGUAGGAAGUGACAGAUGUUCUGCAAAAUUAAGAGUAGACGAGCCAACGAUAGACUUUACGAUGCGUCUUCCAGAAGUCAUUACUGUACCAGCAAACACCGAUGCCUACUUGACAGUUGUAAUACCUGAUGAAAUUAUUGAUGUUUUGUGGUACAAACGUAAAACACUGAUUAAAGAUACAGAUAAAUUCACCUUGAUCAGAGAUGGUAAAAAACGCACUCUUAUUAUUCGGAAAUGUAAUGAAGACGAUCAGUCAGAAUAUUCUUGUGUCUUAUCGGAGGCGAGGAGUUCAACAAAAUUAAAAGUAGAAGUAAUCGAAUAUCCUCCAAAAGUGGUAUCAUAUGAGAAAGAAUACCGAGUAAAGCGAGGUAGUGACAUAACAAUAAGUGUAUUUUAUGAAGCUAACCCACCACCAAAUGACGAAUGGGUCGUCAGCGCUAAAAUUAUAAAGAAAUCAAAACAUAUGAAGCCUUCCAUUGAUUCCAAAGUGGCAAGUCUUACUAUAAAAAAGAUUGAACAUUCCGAUGCUGGUUUAUAUAGAUUAAAACUUCAAAACAACUGUGGUGAAGUGGAAAUUGAAACUAAACUCAUAGUUAUGGAUCUUCCAUCGCCUCCUGGGACUCCCAAAAUACUCGAAGUCGCUGAUAACUUUGUUAAUAUAUUCUGGAGUGAACCUACUGAUACUGGAUAUUCAGAAAUACAAUGUUAUAUUGUAGAAUACCAAGAGAAGAAUACUACAGAAUGGAUUUCAAUCGAAAACGUCAAACUAAAUCAAUAUUGCAUAGAAAACUUGAAGACGAAAUCGUCGUAUAGGUUCCGUGUAUUUGCUGUGAAUGAAGUCGGUGUUAGUGAAGCUUCAGAGGUUACAGAGUUCGUUAAAAUACAAAAAAUCAUUACUGGACAACCACCGACCGUAGAAAACCCCCUGAAAGACGUGGUAGCUGAACCUGAUGAGUGUGUGGAGCUAUCCUGUAUAUUCGGUGGAAUUCCCGAGCCAAAAGUAUCUUGGAUGAAAAACGGAAAACAAUUAAAGACCGCAAAAGCUACUUACGUAAACCGGGUGGCCACUCUUGUAAUAUCAAGCUCAAAAUCAAGCGUAGGCGAAUAUAAAUGUGUAGCAUUAAAUGAAUUUGGUGAGAUUUAUACAUCAUGCCAUGUAGAGAUACAACUGAAGCCUCUUAUAAUAGUCUCAGAUGAUGAAAAAGAUCAAAAGAGAAAGAUAAAUAGUGAAUGGACGGUAGCUGCAUGUAUAGAAGGAAUACCACAGCCAGAUAUUAUUUGGUAUAGGAACGGUACAAAAUUACAAACCACAAAAGACAUAGAGAUCACUACCAGCGAAAAUACAAGUACCAUACGUAUAAUAAGUUUAAAACGUACGCACAGUGGUAAAUAUACGAUUGAAGCUACUAACAAGGCUGGGAAAGCGUCCGUAGAUCUCUCACUUAAAGUGUUUGACAAACCAAGUAAACCUGAGGGACCAAUUGUUAUGCGAGAAAUUAGUAGAGAAUCCGUUACCAUAGAAUGGAAACCUCCAGUAGACGAUGGCGGACUUGAGCUGACUAAAUAUGCUAUAGAGAAACAUGACCCAGAAGUUGACCAAUGGGUAAUGGUGGCUGACGUCAACAAAGAUGUAGAAACAUAUUGUAUUCAAAGACUGAACGAAAAUUGUGAAUAUAUGUUCCGAAUCAUGGCGCAAAAUCCUAUUGGUGUAUCGGACGCUUUAGAAAGUGAACCGAUAGUUAUAAAGACUGCUUUAGACGUUCCAUCCCCACCCCUGGGUCCUCUCGGCAUAUAUGGUAUAGCCCAAAAUUCACUCACAUUGACAUGGAAUCCUCCUGAAAAGAAUGGUGGUUCCAUUAUCCUCGACUAUACCAUAGAAAUAAAACAAGACGACAAAAGCUGGACAAAUGUGGCUAUUGUACCAGAAACAUUGGCUGAUAUCGAAAAACUUAUAACAAAUUCCACAUAUCAAUUUAGAAUAUACGCUAGAAAUGAAAUAGGAAAAAGUUUACCUUACGUUCCUGAGGAGAAAAUUUCAAUUGGAAAGACGUUGUCUCCGCCUUCACGACCGCAAAGAUUUAUAGUAAGAGACAUAACAUCAAGAUCUGUUACACUUCAGUGGAUGGCACCUGAUAGUGAUGGAGGCAGCACAAUAACGAACUACAUUAUCGAAUACAAGACCGUGAAAGGUAAAUCAUGGUCAAAGGUCAUAACAGUUAGCGGAUCAGUAUUCGAGCACUGCAUUGAAAACCUUAAGGAGAAGGAACAAAUCGUUUUUAGAAUAUCCGCUGAGAAUGCGAUAGGUGUUAGUUUGCCCACGCAGUCGCAAAACGUACGCUUGGACAAACAUGCAACCGUGCCUUCGCCUCCCACCGCGCCAUUGGAGAUCCGAAUGGUCGGUAACAACAUGGUGAUGACGUCAUGGGGCACACCGGAAUGGGACGGUGGAGCCCCACUUCAAGGGUACAACAUUGCCAUCCGUGACGUCACAAAGACCAUGUGGAUUGAAGUAGGAAAGGUGGAUGCGAAUAACCUGAAAUUCAAUAUUCGUGACUUGAAUGAGAACCAUACGUACAUGGUACGGAUUUACGCCAGGAAUGAGAUCGGUCUCAGUGAGCCGCUGGAAUCAGAUGAGCCCUUCAAAGUUCUACCUGGAGAAGAUUCUCACUACGACGAAGAGCCGGGCGAGUAUACAGAAGCAACGGAACCGACGUCCUUCAGUCAAACAACGACUUCCUGGCUUCGGGACCAUAACAUGGACGCCGACAUCCGAUCGUACGCUCGAGGCUCCCUGCUUAGACGGGACGAGUACUUCUUCAGAAUAUGGUACUACGCCAAACAACUGUUCAAAUGAACGAAUCCGUACAUACGUACAAUUACCUGUGAUAUUUAAACACAAAACCCAUUCUAGUUCACGUAUAGCUAUAGUUUAGCGGCAAAGCGUACAUCCUUCAAUGUGUAGUUGAAGAUUAUUUAUUUUAGAGUAGGAGAUUAUUUAUUUAAUUUAUUUUUAUUUUGUAAAUAAAACCUUACCGUCAUUUGUUUCUCGUCUAGGGAGACGUUAAUAUAGGUGCAUAAUUUUCAUUUCGAUAAACGAGAUUCAAAUUUGGUCAGGUUUUAUAUUUCAUUAAAAUGUUCAAUAAAUUGCUGUUAAUAUA
Molecule: messenger RNA, 43129 nt
Organism: Pieris napi
Lineage: Eukaryota; Metazoa; Arthropoda; Insecta; Lepidoptera; Pieridae
Gene: Titin2
Product: titin-like
Exons: 56
Coding region: 127-42825 (14232 amino acids)
Molecular function (GO): protein binding
Source: RefSeq, a predicted model, not a curated record